Molecule: messenger RNA, 4114 nt
Organism: Penaeus monodon (black tiger shrimp)
Lineage: Eukaryota; Metazoa; Arthropoda; Malacostraca; Decapoda; Penaeidae
Gene: Fbxl4
Product: F-box/LRR-repeat protein 4-like
Exons: 12
Coding region: 118-2004 (628 amino acids)
Biological process (GO): SCF-dependent proteasomal ubiquitin-dependent protein catabolic process
Cellular component (GO): SCF ubiquitin ligase complex
Molecular function (GO): protein binding
Source: RefSeq, a predicted model, not a curated record
GUUCAACGUCACUCCGGGUAAGACAACUCUCAGGCGACAUAUAUCUAAUGUCCCAAAACUAUUUCCCACCAUCCGACAGUCCACAAGCCAUCUCUGCUUGUUAUCAGUUGAUGAAGAAUGGCAGCCAUAACAACUAAUUCCCAGUGUGUAUUGGAUCAGUAUGUUAAGGAGGUGUCUGACUUCAGUUCCCAAUAUGGUAGUGAUGGUUCCAUAUCAUAUGUUGCAAAUAAUGUUAUUGGGAAACCAGCACUUUAUCCUGAGUAUGGGGACUUUUCAGCAGCAUAUUGUAUGAGGAGUUAUGGCAAGUGGUGGACAAAGUGUGAAUCAUCCACACAUCCUAUUGAUGAUCCUCGGCCAUUGUUACCUCCAAGUGUUGAUUUCAUUGAUGUGAGAUAUGAAAUUGCAGUGUAUCCUAUCAGGAUUGAUUUCUAUGAAACCUACAAUCCUGGUAGUGUGGUACGAGUAUGGGGUUCCCUAGAAGGGCAAGAUUGGGUGCUCUUAUGGUCAGGAGAGGCACAACUUGGCUUACGCCAAGUUGCACGCAUUUUUUCCCCACCAGUUAUACAAGUUGAUAAACCUGUUAAUUUACUGAGAAUAGAAUUCGAUCAGCAUAGCCACAGUUACUACUCUGCACUUGAUGCCAUCCUCUUAGUGGGCUCUACACACACUUCUAGUAAACAGCCUUUGACCUUUCAAGAAACCAUCACAUCACAGAUCAUGAAACUAGGUCUUCACAACAUAGCGUGUGAAGAAGAAAUCCUUUCUGGCGUGCAGUUCCUUUUAUCUGAAGAAAACUUGCUGAGGAUGGUGGCUGAGGAAAGUGAGAGCAAGGAUGUAGAACCCCUGAGAGAAGAGAAGGCAGAAUUCAUGGACGAAUGUGAGACUCAGUCCAGCACAAAAGAAGUCACUAAUGAAUUAAGUGAGAGCAAAUUAGAGGACUCAGGGGAUGAGGGUACAAGUGGAGGUUACUUUGACAUGUUGCCUGAGGAACUCAUUAUUCACAUUUUGAAAGAACUGGAUAUAAGAAGCCUUUGUCGCUUGGCCCACACCUGCAAACUGCUUCAGAAAUACACCUCAGAUCCCUUCUUGUAUAUUAGACUGAAUCUCAAGAACUGUUGGUGGUUGGUGAGCAAUGCCACCCUAGAAUGUCUUUCGUCAAGAUGCUUGCUUCUACAGUCACUUGACCUUUCAUGGUGUGGCCCAUACAAUGCUCUUGACACUGAAACAUUCAUGGAAUUCAUCCACACAUGUGGAAGACAGCUCACCAUAUUGCGUCUCAAUAACUGUCACUUCAUUGAUAAUUAUUGCCUGUAUAUGAUUGCUAAUGUCUGUCUCAGUCUGGAAGAAUUGAGCAUGGCCAACUGCUCCAAAGUCGAUCAUCUUGGUUUUGGGGAGUUGAAGAAAGCCAGAUGUUUAAGUCGAUUAGAUUUGUCUCGAACACGCAUCGAUUUCCAUACCCUGCAGCUGUUGCUACAGCAUGCUGGUCAACUUCGCCAUCUUAGUCUGAAUAAUUGCACUCAGCUUGAUAUGGACGAGGUUGCACUGACGCUGGCUACCUUUAGCCGCGACCUAAUAUCACUUGGGGCAUGGAAGACACAUGGUCUCACAGCCCGAGGUCUUCGUGCUCUGGCUUGCAUUCCAACACUUCAAGAUCUUGACUUGGGUUGGGCGUUGUCAGGAGUUAUAACUGAGGGUCUUGGUGAGUUGGUACGAGGAUGUAGAGGAUUAAAACGAAUAUAUCUUACUGCAUUGAGAACACUAACAGACCAUGACCUACACCACUUAAUGACACACUCUCAUGGACUCGCACAGCUUGACAUCAUGGGCACAAGAAAUGUUACUCCAGAAGCUGUACACAGGUUAUUGCAGAGCUGCCAACAUUUGGAAUUACUUGAUGUCAGUUUUUGUGAACAAAUUCAUAUUACCUACAUACACCAGUGGAAUUCACAGUUCCCAAAAGUUGCCAUCAAAGGGGGACUGAAGCACCAAGUUCGAAUUGUGUAAAAUGGAUAUUUCAGUGGGGGAAUAUGUGUAGGCAUUACUAUUACUUUUAAAAAAAUAUCUCAUAUUUAGUGAGUGUGAUUUAAAUAUUGAAUAAUAAUUGAGCAAAUAUUUGUAUUCCAUAAACAGUUAAAGAAUGAAUUGUCAUUGGAAUUUGAUGAUGUUUAAGGAACUACUUGAUACUCUUAACUGAUAUAUGAAAUAAUCUGAACUUGUGGUAUGAAGUUAAUACAGAUAAAUUCUUUAACAUGAUUUUAUUCAUAGCUCUUGGAACACGUCUUGUGCCUUCCACCCCACCAGUCCCUCCAACACAGCCAUUGCCCACUUCCUCUUUGAUAUUUAUGCUUCUCUUAUCCACUUCAAAAAUGGCUACCAGGACUUAAUGAAGACAGCAAGAGGAAAAGAUAGCACAAGCUACAAAACUUAGUUAUAUAACUGUAUUUGCUCAAGCACUCUGCUUGGUGCAUCCAAUAGAGCAAACAAUCCAUGUGAACAAUGGUACACUCAUUGCUAGUUAUUAUCAUAGCAGUGACUGAACAGAUGGGAAAAUGCUGGCUAUAAAAGGAUUGAAGACCAGAAAUAAUGCACUUUCACUCACCAAGUUUUUUUCAAAUUCUAAUUUACACAAUUUGUAUGAUUUAUUUAAAGUUUUGUUUAUUUGACUAAAUUCAAUUAUUUAUGUAUAUUUUCAGUUAUGAAGUCUGGGCAGGAGAUUGGGGUACACUUUUCUUCUUCUUAUGGGAGUAAUUGCCAUUUUCUGAUAUUUGAUUUUACAGUACAGGUUCAGAAAUGCAAUUCUAUUGUAAAUCAAGAACUACAUGUAUUAGCUUCAUGGCCAAAUAACUUUUCUUAUUUUCUUUUAAUAUUACUUCACAAUGUUUCUGAAAAAAACAACAUAAUUAUGAGGUUGUAUUAUAUGAAUAUUUAUUCAUGCCUUGGGAUAGUUAAUAAUUAUCUUUGUUGAUAUUAUAUUAUAUAAGCUGUUUGUUUGAUUUUCUGAUCUUGACCUUUGCUAUGAAGAGUAGAUGUGUGUCAAAUCUUCAGAUAUAUGUCUAGUCAGAUUAGGACUAAAAAUUAGCAGAGCUCAUUUUGGAAUAUGUAGCAACUGUAACAUGGUUGGUCAGCUAAAGUGCUCCAAAAGAGGGUUAAUUAAUUUAUUUUUUGCAUUGUAAAAAUACUAAAAACAUAUUUAGUCCUCAACUUUGUAUUACCACUCACAGCCAUCAUUGCAUGUAGGUAUGAAACUAUAUAUAUUGUAAUUCUCAGAUAAUAUAUGUUAUUUCUCUUUUUUUUCUUCUUCUUCUUUCUUUCUUUUUUAUUUCUUUUUCUUUUCUUUAAACUGAGGAUGGCCAGCCAACCAGGAUGAUGGGAUUUUAUAGAGAAUAUUAAGGGGUUAUCACACAGAUUAACCUGCUUUCUACGAUUACAAAAAUAAUGUGUUAAUGUUUAUAGUUAGUAGGAAUUACUAUUUUUAUGGAAAGAUCUUGAAAUUGAAUAUUGUAAAGAUUAUGUUAUAGUGUUAUUAUUGUAUGAUUAUAUAUAUAAUAAAAUAUAGCAAGGAUUAGCAUGUUAAGUUGGAAAAUAUAGACAAAUAUGUGAAAAGGCUCCAGUUACUACAAGGGCAGUGUCUUGGGCAACAUCAUCAACAUCAUCUAUAUUUGUUGUAUAAAUUGCAGUGGAAUCUGAUGUGAUUUAUCCCAGUGUGGUAACCCCUUUAACAGUAUUUCUUUUACAUAGGAGAAAUAGUCAAGACAGAGUAUUUAGUGUUAUGCAUUAUUGUUUAGUUUUUUGUUUUAUUAUUUUCUUUUCUUUUCUUCUAUUUUCUUUUCAUCUAUUUUCUUCUAUUUUAUUUCAACAUUAGAAGAAGAGGCCUGUGUUAAUUAAGGAGUAUAUUGUAAUGUUACCUUCAAUAUUUAAUCACAGAUAUGGUUUCAUUUCUUGCAUAGAUCUGUUUACAUGAAUUUUUUGAACUAGGAGUCCACUGUUUACAUAUUGGUACAUUACAGAGUAGUACAAUAGUUUACUGUGCAUUCCAGAGAGAAGACAUUUGGGGGACAUAUUCCCCUAGGAGAAAGAAUCUUCUAGUCAUUAGACAAUAAAUACAUUGACUUUU